Messenger RNA from Coccinella septempunctata (seven-spotted ladybird), 1515 nucleotides. Its product is annotated as glutaminyl-peptide cyclotransferase-like. The transcript is spliced from 7 exons. Lineage: Eukaryota; Metazoa; Arthropoda; Insecta; Coleoptera; Coccinellidae. Gene Ontology annotation, molecular function: zinc ion binding; glutaminyl-peptide cyclotransferase activity. The record is from RefSeq and is a predicted model, not a curated record. Bases 177 to 1343 code for a protein of 388 amino acids.
GUACAUUUUAACCUCAAAAAAAUCAAAAUAAAUAAAUUGUUAGAAAAAGGGAAUCCCCUCUACGACCGUUAUCAGAAAAUUGGGAAAGUACAACUUGAUAUUAUGACUAUAGAAGUUAGACCAUUGUCGUAAUAAAUGCAUUUAACAGUGUGUUAUUCAAUUGCGUUACAAACAAUAUGCGUGGAAGUAUUGGGUUAUCUUUUAUUUUCUUAACAGCUGUUAUUUCAAUAACUGCACAAAACUUUGACGAUUUGAAGGCAGGACAUAAUGCGAAAGAACUGAGUAAGAGUGAAAUUCAAUAUCUAGCUAAUUUACAAGAUCUAAUCCAAUUUGAUGAGGAUUUGAGAAAUAUACUUGUUCCAAGGGUUGUGGGAACUAAAGGACACAAAGAUGUGCAAAAUUAUAUUAUAACCACUUUGAAAAAUCUCGAUUAUAACAUAGAAAUCGAUGAAUUUGUUGAUAAAACUCCAUUUGGUAAUGCAACUUUUAAAAAUAUAAUUGCCACUCUUGAUCCUACUGCAGAACGAUACCUUGUGGUAGCAGCACACUAUGACAGUAAAUACUUCGAAGAUGGAGAGUUUUUAGGAGCUACAGAUUCAGCUGUACCAUGUGCAAUGAUGCUUCAAAUGGCUAGAAUUUUCAAAAGCUUAGAUUUUCCUACCAAAAAUGAUGUUUCACUCAAAUUGAUAUUUUUCGACGGAGAAGAAGCUUUUGUGCAAUGGGGUCCCAAGGACUCGAUAUAUGGUGCUAGGCAUUUAGCUGCAAAAUUCGAAAAAUCCAAAUCCAGGUCGAAAUUGACUGGGGAGAGAGUUUCAGAUUUGCAAAGGAUUGACUGUUUGAUGCUGCUUGACCUUUUGGGUCAUGCAAAUCCAACUAUUUACAACUAUUUUCCAGAUACUAGGUCAUGGUUCAAUCUUUUGAGUGGUAUAGAAAGGAAACUUUACCGUUUGAGGCUGUUGAAGAGGAGAAAUUCAAAACCGUUCUUCAUUAACAACUCGAGAAGUGCGUUUAUAGAGGAUGAUCAUAUUCCAUUUUUAAGGAGAGGUGUACCAAUAAUGCAUUUAAUACCUAUACCAUUUCCUGAUGCUUGGCAUACUCUUCGUGAUAAUGAAGAUAUUUUAGAUCCAGAUUCAAUCCAUGAUUUGAAUCUGACAAUCCAACUCUUCGUGGCUCAGUACCUACACAUUUCAAUAUCACCCGAGAAAUUAAUGGUCAGUGAAUCAAGUAAAUAUAGGCCAUUGAACAGCGGCGCCAUCUGUUACAGCUAUAGGAAAAUGAUUUUUGGAUUCACAGUAUUCCUUAUGGUCAUUUCUUUAGUUCCUGAAAUACACAUGGAACUCUAACAUGGGGCAUUGGUAAACUGGUUAAUACCUAUGUGGAGAAAAAAUGUUUCUAGGUAUCUGAGUUUGAUAAUUCAAAUUUUAUUUUAUUUAUUUUAAUAUUUUUGAUAAAUCGCUCUCAUUGUACUUGAAAACUAUCAUGAAAAUAAAUCUGAUAUUAUAUGUCCAGUUGAAA